AUGGCUGCAGAAGAUGGACCGAAACGCUCGCAAGAAACGGAUAGUUUGGUGAAACGCCUUGCGGGUCCAUCCUCUGGGAAAGCAGGUCUUGCUAAAGACCAGACGGAAAUUAAUCGUAUCAUCACCGAAGCUUCUAAAGGGUCCAAGUUUUACGACAACGAAAAGAAGAAGGACAAGGAGGUAACUGUGAGGAUAGAGAAGAUACUGAAGGAGCGUGAUGAAUCACUCAAGACUGCGGAUAUCCGAAAGAUCGAGGCCAGCGUCGACCAAUUGAUAGCUGAACUCGAAGCACAACGGGAUCUGACGCAAAUUGUAGUUCACGUCGACAUGGACGCCUUCUACGCUAAUGUAGAGCUCCUGGACAACCCAAAGCUACAUGGAAAACCAUUCGCUGUCGGGAAAGGCGUGCUGAGUACCGCUUCGUAUGAAGCCCGUAAGUACGGUGUACGGUCGGGAAUGGCAGGUUUCAUUGCGAAGAAGCUUUGCCCGGACCUCAUAUUCCUCCCGAAUCGCUUUUCGCGCUACUUGGAGAUGUCAAAGAAGAUUAUGGACAUCUUCCACCGAUACGAUCCAGAUAUGUGCCCUGCGGGAUGUGAUGAAGGGUAUCUCAACAUUACGCCGUACUGUGAAGAGCACUCUAUGGCCGCCGAAGAUUGCGUGAGAGAGAUGCGUGAAACGGUGUUUCGUGAGACUAAGUUGACUGUCAGUGCGGGUAUCGCACCGAACAAGAUGCUUGCAAAGAUAUGUUCUGAUAAGAACAAGCCCAAUGGCCAGUUCCAGCUUGAGUUCAAACCUGAAGCCAUCAAAACUUUCAUGCGCGAUCUCUCCAUUCGCAAGGUCCCAGGCAUCGGCCGGGUAAAUGAAAGGCUGUUAGACGCCAUUGGUAUCAAGACGUGUGGUGACAUCUACCAGCAGCGAGCAGUCGUUUCAUUAAUGGACAAGCGCUUUGGCCUGGUGUUUCUUUGCCGGACGUAUCUCGGGAUCGCUUCCAACGUCGUGCAGCCCCAUGAACGCGAGGAGCGGAAGAGCAUUGGGGCGGAAAGGACAUUUUCAACGUUGGACAGCAAGGAGAAGAUAUUCGAGAAGCUAACGGAGGUUUCCAUUGAGCUGGAGAAAGAUAUGGAGGAGACGGGGUGGGUUGGCCGCACCGUUACGUUAAAGUUCAAGCUGGACACGUACCAAGUCUUCACGCGUGCCAAAUCCAUCGAUCACUGGGUCUCGAAGAAGGAAGAGCUGCUCGCCAUUGGAAAGGAAUUGCUCCUUCCUGAAUUUCCUCUUAAAAUCAGAUUAAUUGGUCUGAGGGUCACUAAAUUGAAAGAUCUCAGAGCAAAAGAUGAUCCAACGAAUGGAAUAAAGAGGUUUUUCCAAUCCUCAAAGGAGAACGAACCACGGAAGAAGCUCAAGCUAGAAGACGAUGCUGACCUACAUGAUGUCGUGGAGGAUGCGAUGCCUGGCUUCCAUGAACAUGACGAAACUGAUUACCAAGUGGACGAUCACGACGAGGGAGACGACAUUGUCGAAAUCACCAACCUGGACAAAGAUGCCACCCGCAGUCGCCCUCCACACUCGACAAGUAAUGCACAAGCGUCGUCAAGCAAACUCGAGUCUGUACCUGUACGCGCUCGCAGCACUAGUGCUGCCCCUCGCCUGAGAGAGGACAAAGGCAAAUUAAUCGCAACUCCAAUCAAGGCGUCGACACAAGAGUGCCCGAUCUGUAGUAAAGUCUUGGAGACAGACAACGAUGGCCUGAAUGCACACAUCGACUUCUGCCUCAGUCGAGGUGCUAUCAUGGAAGCCCAGGCUGAGACGAAUAAACUGGUCAAGAAGCCAUAUGUUGGAUGGGCAAGGCAAGAAUCCAGCAAGAAGGUGGACACGAAACCUCCGUCUUCUCGAGGCAAACGACCUUCAAAACGUGGACGAUAG
This is a messenger RNA of Cyclocybe aegerita, 1923 nucleotides long. NCBI's taxonomy places the organism in Eukaryota, Fungi, Basidiomycota, Agaricomycetes, Agaricales, Hemipholiotaceae. The record is from the annotation of a GenBank genome assembly.